AGAGAGAGCGAUGUUUCCGGUGUUGUGAAUGUCUCCCCACCGAGGAAUAUGGCGGCUAGCAUCCGAGCCCGCUCCCUCCGGCACCUCAGGAUAAGAGGUCGGAAUGACAGUGGGGAGGAGAACGUCCCGAUAGAUCUCAGCAGAGAACCUAGCGACAACCUUAGAGAAAUUUUACAAAAUGUGGCCAAACUCCACGGCGUCUCUAACAUGCGCAAGCUGGGUCACCUCAACAACUUCAUCAAGCUUCUAUGCAAUGUUGGCCACAGUGAAGAAAAAUUAGGGUUUUCGUAUGAAGACAUCAUUAUUUGUUUGCGGUUAGCCUUGUUAAACGAAGCAAAAGAAGUGCGAGCGGCCGGGCUGCGGGCUCUCCGUUACCUCAUCCGAGAUUCCAGUAUUCUACAGAAGGUGCUAACGUUAAAAGUAGAUUACUUAAUUGCCAGGUGCAUAGAUAUCCAACAAAGUAACGAAGUAGAACGGACGCAGGCGCUGAGAUUAGUCAGAAAGAUGAUUACUGUGAAUGCUUCCUUAUUCCCUAGUUCUAUAACCAAUUCUUUGAUAGCGGUCGGAAACGACGGCCUCCAGGAGCGGGACCGGAUGGUGCGGGCGUGCAUCGCCAUUAUCUGUGAACUAGCACUUCAAAACCCAGAAGUGGUGGCGCUCAGAGGCGGCCUCAGCACCAUCCUCAAAAACGUGAUCGACUGCCAGCUGAGUCGGAUCAACGAAGCCCUCAUCACCACAGUCCUGCACCUCCUCAAUCAUCCAAAGACGCGGCAGUAUGUGCGAGCAGACGUAGAAUUAGAGCAAAUUUUAGCGCCGUACACGGAUUUUCACUACAGACAUAAUCCCGACACAGCGGAAGGGCAGCUGAAAGAAGACCGAGAGGCCAGAUUCCAGGCAAGCAAAUUGGGGAUUGUAGCAGCAUUCCGGUCGUGGGCAGGUAUCAUUAGCCUUUGCAAGCCUGGAAACUCCGGCAUCCAGUCCCUGAUAGGAGUUCUUUGUAUACCAAACAUGGAGAUACGGCGAGGUCUUCUUGAGGUACUGUAUGAAAUUUUUCGCCUCCCUCUUCCUGUGGUGACCAAGGACUUUAUUGAAGCCCUGCUGAGUGUCGACCCUGGCCGCUUUCAAGAGGCUUGGAGACUUUCUGAUGAAUUUGUAGCAGCAGAAGCGAAGACUAUUCUGCCUCACAGAGCACGCUCCAGACCGGACCUUAUAGACAACUAUCUGGCUCUAGUACUGUCCGCGUUCAUUACCAAUGGAUUGUUGGAGGGCCUGGUGGAAGUGAUUACAAGCAGCGACGACGAUGUAUCUGUCAGGGCAACAAUCAUCCUAGGAGAGCUCUUGCACAUGGCAAACACAAUCCUUCCCCAUUCCCACAGUCACCACUUGCACUGCUUACCGACCCUGAUGAAUAUGGCUGCAUCUUUUGACAUUUCCAAAGAAAAGAGGCUCCGCGCAAGUGCUGCCCUGAACUGCUUAAAAAGAUUCCAUGAAAUGAAGAAACGAGGCCCCAAACCGUUCAGCCUGUAUCUGGAUCACAUCGUGCAGAAAGCGAAUGCCACUCAUCAGAAAAGGGACCAGCACCUACGCGUGCAGAAGGACAUAUUUAUUCUGAAGGAUACAGAAGAUGCUCUUGUGAUGAAUCUACGCGAUAGCCUGGUCCUCAAUCAUAAAGAGAACCUAGACUGGAACUGGAACCUCAUAGGGACCAUACUCAAGUGGCCAAAUGUGAAUCUGAGAAACUAUAAAGAUGAGCAGCUGCACAGGUUUGUACGUCGGCUACUGUUUUUCUACAAGCCCAGCAGUAUGCUCUAUGCCAAUUUGGAAUUGGACUACAGUAAAGCGAAGCAGCUGACGGUGGUAGGGUGCCAGUUCACCGAGUUCCUGCUCGAGUCGGAGGAGGAUGGACAAGGUUACCUUGAGGAGCUUGUAAAGGACAUUGUGCAGUGGCUGGGAAACAUAUCAGGAAUUAAACAGGAGCGCAGUCUUCAGAAUAACGGACUAAUGAACACGCUCUGUCAGUACUACUUUCUUUUCAUCGGUACGCUCUCCUGCCAUCCGCAUGGAGUGAAGAUGCUAGAGAAGUGCAAUGUGUUUCAGUGUCUGCUAAAUCUUUGCUCGCUCAAAAACCAAGACCACUUAUUGAAGUUGGCCGUCUCCAGUCUGGAUUACAGCCGGGAUGGACUUGCCAGAGUCAUUCUGUCCAAAACCUUAACAGCUUCUCCGGAUAGUUGUCGUCUGUACGCCACAAAGCACCUGAGGGUUCUGCUGAGAGCCAACGUCGAGUUUUUUAGCAAUUGGGGGAUCGAAUUAUUGGUGACGCAGCUGCACGACAAAAGCAAAAAUAUCUCUACAGAGGCCCUCGACAUUUUGGAUGAAGCUUGUGAAGAUAAGGCUAAUCUUCAUGCCCUCAUCCAGAUGAAACCCGCCCUCUCCCAUCUGGGAGAUAAGGGGCUGCUCCUCCUCCUGAGGUUCCUCUCCAUCCCAAAGGGCUUUUCCUACUUGAAUGAGAGGGGUUAUGUCACGAAGCAGCUGGAGAAGUGGCAGAAGGAAUAUAAUUUGAAGUAUGUAGAUCUCAUCGAAGAGCAGCUUAACGAGGCUCUGACAACCUACCGCAAGCCUGUGGACGGGGACAACUAUGUCCGCCGCAGCAAUCAGAGGGUGCAGCGCCCGUACGUGUACUUACCAGUUCACCUGUAUGGACAGUUGGUACAUCAUAAGACCGGCAGCCAUCUCUUAGAAGUCCAGAACAUUGUUCCUGACCUCAGUUACACGGUUCGAUCUCCGUCGUUGGAUACGUGGGAAGGAAUCAAGCAACUAAAAGCAGCUCUUUGGUCAUUGGGUAACAUUGGUUCUUCAAACUGGGGUCUGAACCUGCUGCAAGAAGAGAAUGUGAUCCCGGACAUCGUUGCACUGGCUCAGCACUGUGAAGUGCUGUCUAUUCGAGGAACCUGUGCCUACGUUCUUGGCUUACUUUCCAAGACAAAGCAAGGAUGUGAUAUCUUGAAGCAGCACAACUGGGAUGCUGUAAGGCACAGCAGAAGACAUCCGUGGCCGGUGGUUCCUGACGACAUGGAGCAGCUCUGUAGCGAGCUGUCAUCCGUACCCAGCACCCUCAGCCUGAAUUCCGAGUCCACCAGCUCCCGCCACAACAGCGAGAGCGAAUCCGUACUUCCCAGCAUGUUUAUCAACGAAGACGACCACUGCGGCAAUUCCUCGUCCAGCCCCUUCUUCAUGUGUGACGAUCACGAGCAGCUGUUCUUCGACAAACCCUUAAAGGACAAGGACCGCAGCCCGUUCACACUCUUGGCUCACAGCAAGUUUGUGAAGAACAGAUUUCUAAAUUCCUUAACGCUACCGAGCAAGAAGUUCCGAAGCAGCAGCAGCAGCGAUCCUAAGACCAAUAAGCUGCUGGACAAUAAGACCGAAUUGAGGCGGAACCGAACGGUCACCGAGCACUGGUCAGAUUCGGAGUUCCCCUCCAUGGACAGUUUAGGGUCUGUGUUCAAAGUCCCCAAAAUCAGCACCCACCGCUUAGACACCUCCGUCAGCAAGCACAUAGACGACAACGGCAGCACUCCCAGUAUUACCGAAAACGAUCUCAAGCUUCCGAAAAGUCUAGGAAACGAAAACCACCGCGACCACGCCAGCAGAGAGCGGCUCAUCGGCGAUGGCACCACCACCACGCACUUCAAGAGCCGCAGCUUAAGCUUCAAUACGGACACCACUACAAGCGGCAUAAGCUCCAUGAGUUCCAGCCCUUCACGAGAGACUGUGGGAAUAGACACUACAAACAUAGACACCGACUGCGGGAGCCUGAGCACCGUCAUCAGCACCAAAACCGUCAAAACCAACCUGCCGGCCAUGCUGCACCCCAAUCACCUGCCCCUGUCUAAGUCAAACUCUGUGUCCUUGGUUCCUCCGGGGUCUUCCCAUACGCUUCCUCGGAGGGCGCAGUCACUUAAGGCUCCUUCUAUCGCCGCCAUCAAGAGUUUGGCCGAUUAUCACUUUACCUACACCAGUUCACGAGACGCUUUUGGCUAUGCUACACUGAAACGGCUCCAGCAGCAGCGGAUGCAUCCGUCACUGUCUCAUUCAGAAGCUUUGGCUUCUCCAGCCAAGGACGUUCUCUUCACAGAUACAAUAACCAUGAAAACGGGAAGCUUAGACUCUAGACUGACCACAAGCAGGUUCAUGAAGGCGCUCAGCUACGCCUCUCUAGAUAAAGAAGACUUAUUAAUCCCAAUAAUCCAGAACUCUCUCCAGCGCUCGUCUUCUGUCCGCUCCAUGGUGUCCAACGCCACCUAUAGCAGCUCGGAAGAUUACAUCGGCUUGGCUCUGCCCAUGGAUAUAAACGACAUGUUCCAGGUGAAGGAGACCCCGUAUUUUCAGAAGACUGUGCUGUCAGCUGAAGACCGCGCCUCUAAAGUGUUCGCUCCUGAAGUAGGAGGUUUCUCUGGAUCCGGGGUGCGGAGUCCUUACCAAGCAUUACGGCAGCAAUUCAGUAUUACAGAAAUCAUGAACUCCAGCCGCUCGGACGCCUCUCAGUACCUGGAAAACAUGGAGGACACCGGCCUGCAGGAGCACACGGACGACAACUGCCUGUACUGUGUGGGAAUCCAGAUCCUGGGUUACAACAGCGGCCUGGUAAACGAGUACAGCCGCUUAGACUUUCCCGACAUCCCAUAUUCUGACUGGUGUGCGCAUAGCAUCCCCAAUCAUUUAGAGGUGGUGUCCCAUUCCUCCAAGUAUUCUGGGAUUUCAGGGUGUAGUGAUGCUGUUUCCCAGGGCUCUGCAAGCAGCACCAAAAGUACAGAGUUAGUCCUAGGUGGAAAAUCUAUUCCUGAAGAUACGCCCGUUUGCCGAAUAUUGCUGCGGAAGGAAGUGUUAAGACUCGUCAUCAAUUUAAGUAGCUCCGUGGGAACGAAGAGUCACGAAACAGGACUCCUAACGAUUAAAGAGAAGUUUCCUCAAGCGUUUGAUGACAUCUGCCUCUACUCCGAGGUCUCCUACUUAUUAGCACAUUGCACGUUUCGUCUCCCGUCUCGGAGGUUUAUUCAGGAGCUGUUUCAGGAUGUGCAGUUUCAGAUUAUGCAUGAAGAAGCAGAGGGUCUACUAGCUGUUCCACCAAAGCAACCAGUACUUUGCACCGACGCAGAAUCCUGACUAUAGAUUUUUUUUAAAUAUAUUGUUAUGGACUUUGCCUGGAGCACCUUCUAUCGUUCAGUGCCGACCGCCCAGCGCACAGUGAAAAACCCCCUUGUUUUGUGGGUUUUCUUUUUUUUUCCUUUAACCCGAGCAACAUUGACAUUAUUUCACCUUCCAACACAAACCCGGAUUCAUCCCAAGAUAUGCAGCAGCCAAGCACUGAACCCCCCCCACUGAUUGUGUAUAUAGCCGACGUCCUCUGAUGCCUUGUACAUGGACUUUUGUUACACAUUCUCCUGCAUGGCCCCUCCACAUCCGCCAACCCCAUAGGGGAGAGAGAACCUGAUGUACGUUUCCAAAACACUACAUGGUCGGGGGAGGUCAAUGUGGACGAGAAGACAUCCUGAAAGCUCCAGCAGUGUAGGUUCACUUAGUUAUUAUAGAUGGAACUUUACCACUGUCCGUCAGUGGUCGGUCUGAAGUGUCACAUUCCUCAAUUAGUGGGGUGACGUCCUGACUGCAGACUGACUCUGCUAUGUAAGAGAGCGCUAAAAGUGCAGUGAAAUUUCCAUAAUCCAACCUCCUAUAGUCUGGCACUGAUUUGAGAUGUCGCAGAGAGAAAGUUCCUCGGAUUAUAAUACUCAAUGAUAGGAGCAUUAUUGUAUUUUUGAUGCCGGAUUUUGCCGCUCACUUAUCUUCAAUUCCUCUCUUCGUCUUACCGCCAUCCCACCUGUCCGUCACGGCUGUCAUCCGAUCCUCCUGCCGCCAUGAUGCAUUUCACUGCAGCGUCGUAGGUCACGGGAAGCAGAGCAAGAAAUCUGUCAUUUUGCACAUUCCGCGAGAAGACAAAGAAAAAGACAAUCUAUCAAUUUUUUUUAAAAAUCUUUUUAUUUAUCACGACUGCUAGAGGAAUAUUGGACGAGCCAGAAAAUAUUCUAGCGCCGGUCCUGCGUCUGUGUUUUGUGUGUUUUUUUUCUUUUUUUUUCCUUUAUUUAAUGCCAGUGUUCCUUGGAAAUAGAUUUUGCACAAGAUUCACACAACGUCGAGGGCCGGAAGGGGCCCGCGGCUUCGAUACGUGCACCUUCUCUUUUUUUGUUUUUUCUUUUUCUUUUUCUCGUCUAUACAUAUCUGUCUGAAAUCGGAUGGAAGUGUU
Bufo bufo (common toad) is the source of this 6298-nucleotide messenger RNA. It is a transcript of the gene RICTOR, whose product is annotated as RPTOR independent companion of MTOR complex 2. Gene Ontology annotation, biological process: positive regulation of phosphatidylinositol 3-kinase/protein kinase B signal transduction; TORC2 signaling. The coding region runs from base 49 to 5163 and encodes 1704 amino acids. Gene Ontology annotation, molecular function: protein serine/threonine kinase activator activity. Gene Ontology annotation, cellular component: TORC2 complex. Lineage: Eukaryota; Metazoa; Chordata; Amphibia; Anura; Bufonidae. The record is from RefSeq and is a predicted model, not a curated record. The transcript has 38 exons.